Messenger RNA from Erinaceus europaeus (western European hedgehog), 3075 nucleotides. RefSeq names its product vacuolar protein sorting 4 homolog B (gene VPS4B). The record is from RefSeq and is a predicted model, not a curated record. Bases 253 to 1590 code for a protein of 445 amino acids. Gene Ontology annotation, biological process: endosomal transport; vacuole organization. The transcript has 11 exons. Gene Ontology annotation, molecular function: ATP binding; ATP hydrolysis activity. NCBI's taxonomy places the organism in Eukaryota, Metazoa, Chordata, Mammalia, Eulipotyphla, Erinaceidae.
GAAGUUCUGAGGCCAGUGGCUGGACGGGAGCCCGGACGGGGUCUCCUGAUUGCGGAAGUUCUGUAGGGAGGGUCGGGCGGGUGUAGGGGUGCUGUUUUGUUUGGGGACAGGUUGGGGAAGGGAGGCCACCGCUCGGGGUCUGAGAGCGCACAGCUCACGCACGUCCGGAACUACACCGGGUGCGACUCGUCGCCGCCGCCCUCGUCUCAGUCCCCUUCGUUCCUCCCCCGGGAGACGCCUAGGAGCUCCAUCAUGGCAGCCACUACAUCCAACCUGCAGAAAGCAAUAGAUCUGGCGAGCAAAGCAGCCCAAGAGGACAAGGCCGGCAACUUGGAGGAAGCCCUACAGCUCUACCAGCACGCUGUGCAGUAUUUCCUGCACGUUGUUAAAUAUGAAGCACAGGGAGAUAAAGCCAAGCAAAGUAUCAGGGCAAAGUGCACAGAGUAUCUUGAUAGAGCAGAAAAGCUCAAGGAGUACCUGAAGAAGAAAGAGAAGAAGCCACAGAAGCCAGUGAAAGAAGGACAGCCAAGCCCAGCUGAUGAGAAUAUGAGGAAUGACAGUGAUGGAGAAGGAGAAUCUGAUGAUCCUGAAAAAAAGAAACUACAGAAUCAACUUCAAGGUGCCAUUGUUAUAGAGCGACCAAAUGUGAAGUGGAGUGAUGUCGCCGGUCUGGAAGGAGCCAAAGAAGCACUUAAAGAAGCCGUGAUAUUGCCUAUUAAAUUUCCUCACCUUUUUACGGGUAAGAGAACGCCUUGGAGGGGAAUCCUGUUAUUUGGGCCACCUGGGACAGGAAAGUCCUAUUUAGCCAAAGCUGUAGCAACAGAAGCGAACAACUCAACAUUUUUUUCAAUAUCUUCCUCUGACCUUGUUUCUAAGUGGCUAGGAGAAAGUGAAAAGUUAGUUAAGAAUUUAUUCCAACUAGCAAGAGAGAACAAACCUUCCAUUAUCUUCAUUGAUGAAAUUGAUUCUCUGUGUGGUUCAAGGAGCGAAAAUGAAAGUGAAGCCGCUCGUAGGAUUAAGACGGAAUUCCUAGUUCAGAUGCAAGGGGUUGGUGUGGACAAUGAUGGAAUUUUGGUUCUGGGAGCCACAAAUAUACCCUGGGUUCUGGACUCUGCCAUUAGGCGAAGAUUUGAGAAACGAAUUUAUAUCCCUUUGCCCGAGGCCCAUGCCCGAGCAGCCAUGUUCAAACUGCACCUAGGGACCACUCAGAACAGUCUAACGGAAGCAGACUUUCGAGACCUGGGGAAGAAAACAGAUGGCUAUUCGGGAGCCGACAUAAGUGUCAUUGUCCGGGAUGCACUCAUGCAGCCUGUCAGAAAAGUGCAGUCAGCUACUCACUUCAAAAAGGCUCAAGGGCCAUCACGAGCUGAUCCUAACAACAUAGUUGAUGAUCUGCUGACACCCUGUUCUCCAGGGGACCCGGGUGCCAUUGAAAUGACCUGGAUGGACGUUCCUGGGGAUAAGCUUCUGGAGCCGGUUGUUUGCAUGUCGGAUAUGUUACGCUCACUCUCCAGCACAAAGCCCACAGUCAAUGAGCACGACUUGUUGAAAUUAAAGAAGUUUACAGAAGAUUUUGGCCAAGAAGGCUAAACCAAAGACAAAGAAGAAGACAUUUACUCUGUGUGUUCUCUCCUUUGUAGGUAUUUUUACCUUUCUCAAAUGGGAUUCAGAUGACUUGCAGUAAAACUCUUUCUACAGUGGGGAGUAUAGAUCUCCCUUCUGCAUUCCUCCAAGUUGGAUGUGUACUUUGCUCCAUUACCUAUUAAGUACUCUUGUUAACCUAAAUGACAAAAAUGAUAAUAAUGGGUAGUUAUAAGGAAAUGAGUGAUUUGUGAAUAACAACAACAGAAACAGUAAAAAGAGGAUUAAAAUUGAUUGAGCUACAAAUAUUUCAAAUGGUGGUCUUUGCAAAUAGCUUUUCUGUCUUUACUAAAUGGAACAGAACUUAUUUCACAUUUUGAAAAAUAUUUUUAAACAUCAUUAUUAUCAGUGUUUCACUUUAUUCAAAAUAAAAAUUAAAGAAUCUUUGCUCUCAGGGAUGGGCAGUAAAAUAGCAAAGAGCACUGUGAUUGGACUGAAAGAUAGUGGGUUUUGUUCUAGCCAACGCUCUUAGUGAGUUUUAAUAAGUUGCCGUUUUUCUCCGUGUAGAUUUAAAUAAUUUCUUUAAAAGCAGCAGGCUUUUAUAUUUAACUUAAUAAUACCUUUCACUGUGCAAUUUCGAGAGAAAGACUUUCAAAAUUAAGCAUUGUCCUCCUCUUGAAGAAGAAUAUUGUCUAUUUCAGUAUCUUUUUGUAGCAAGAUUGACCAAAACAGAUGGUAAAUAAAUAUGUACUUUUUAAAUAACUUUGUCUUGAAAUACUGUAAGGGGAACCUUUGCUAAAAGGAAUGGCCUUCCUUUGGAUUGUGGGAAAUUUCGUGUGUGUGUGUGUACACACAUACACACACACACACACACACACACAUAUAAAUAUAUAUAAUUUUUUAAAUAUAGGAUAGCAGGAAUCUUGCCUUUUAUCUUUUUAAGUUCAGGGAAUCAUUUUCCCUGGCCACAUUCAUAUAUUUCAUUGAUGCAAUGUUUCAUCAAGCUUAGAAUUGAGCUGAUGUCUCAUUAAAGUAAUAAAAUAAAAACUUGAUCUUAUGCUAUUUUCAUGUCUUCAAUGAAAUACUCUGAGGUCCUGUGUUAUCUAUCCACUUUAGCACCAACACUAAGUUGUGCCUUGUACAUCUGCAUUGGCUCCAUGUGCCGAACUUUGAGUUAGCCAGUGAGGUAGAUUCCUUAAAUCACUGUUAAGUCCUACCUCGCAAAUGCUGUAGAGUAUGUUGCAUCUUAAAAUAUGUUUGCAGUUUACAUGUUAUGCUACACGGUCACCUUUGGGUUCUCUGGACAGAUUUUUGUUAUUGCUGCUGUUAAAUGCUCAUCGGAAGUCUGAAAUGUGCCGUUCUAUGAGCAGUAAAUGAGUCUGAUCUACUCUUGUCUAUGUGCUGUGUAUGUUUUAUCUGGAGAUCUGUAGAGGAGAAAAUUAUCUAAGCUGAUUAAAUGUGCAGAGAUCAUUAAAAAUGAGUAUAGACAUGAAA